Messenger RNA from Rhodofomes roseus, 1614 nucleotides. RefSeq lists its product as uncharacterized. The transcript is spliced from 7 exons. The record is from RefSeq and is a predicted model, not a curated record. Bases 1 to 1614 code for a protein of 537 amino acids. Lineage: Eukaryota; Fungi; Basidiomycota; Agaricomycetes; Polyporales; Fomitopsidaceae.
AUGAUCUCGUACGCGCUGAAGGCUGCAUGGUUCGCUCUUUCUCUAUCGGGUCUUUUGAGUAGUUUGGUGGCCCUGCGUUACUCCGUUGUCGCCCUCGGAGGACACUGGAUACCCGUGUCAUACGCCAUUGCCAAUACGACGAUGCAGACUACGUUCUGCCUCGGCAUGAUUUGGAAGAUGAACCCGUACGCAAUGCCGUCAGGGUUCUGUAGACUCCAGGCCGCACUGGUUACCCUCUCAUGGUUCGCUAUGACUGGCCUGUGCGCCAUCAUGUCAGUCUCCACGUCAUUGACGAUCGUGCGUGCCCGGGGGAAAGUCACCAUGGCGGAAUUCCAACGUUCCCUAGAGUGGCGUCCCGUAUACAUGCCCAUCUUGUGCGGCAGCCUGGCAGUAUUCUUCACGAUCUUCCUUGUUGUCUCGCUCAAGCUGCAUGCGCUCGAGGGAAGCGAUGGCUUGCAAUGCGAUGUCGCGGGUCCUGCCUGGAUCCGUCUCUUGGGUUAUGCCGGUAUACCCCUUCUAUUCGCAAUACCCUCCCUUGUGCUCGCUUGUGCCUCCAUGUUCCUGCUGUGGUCCAGUCGACAAGGAUCCGCCAACCCCCCCGCGGAUCGCGAAGCCCCCAGGGCGGCGGAUGCCUUCACAACAGCCCCGAUACGCCGCUCUUUCUCCACGAAGCGGUUCUCUGCACGGACCUUCGAGCCCGACACACCCAUCGAGCCCGAGCCAGAAACACCCGCUUCGGCCGUCUUCGACGCAGACGUGCGCGAAGCCUCCAGAAGCGUGUCGGCCACCCCGUCCGGCGAGCCCAUGAUCUACAUCGUCCCGUCGCGGACGCCGUCCGACCACGCGCGGCACAGCGUCGGGCGCGCGCCCAUCAGCCCCGUCGUCGCGCGCCACAGCCGCCACUACCACCUGCCGUUCUCCUGGAAGUCCGGCUCGACGCUCUCCGUGGGGAAGCUGUCCGCGGACGCGCGCCCGAGCCGCUCGCCGCGCUCGCCCUCGCCGAUGUCCUUCCUGCCGCACAUGUCCUCGAGCAGCGCGCGCACGAGCCCCGAGAGCCUCCACGUGUGCCCGACGCUCAUGUACGGCCAGCCGACGUCCUCGACGUUCCUGAUGGACCUCGGCGACGGCUCCGCGGACGGGCACGCGCAGCGGCAGAGCGGCGUGUUCUGGGACGAGGCGACGGGCGCGUUCGUGUACGACGGCGAGGACGACGGCGAGGACGCGGACGCGGACACCGCGAGCGGCUCGAUGCGCUGGGCCCGCCCGUCCGACGCGUCCGACUCGACCAAGUCGCCCGAGCUCGAGUUCGCCAGCCCCGCCCCGGGCGAGGGCGCCAUGAUGUACACCUACCCGAAGCGGCCGCCGUCUUCCGACGCGGCGGCGUCCACGCCCGCGUGGCGCAAUGCGGAUGUGUGGCGGACGCUCUUCUUCGAGACCUUCCUGUCCGUCGCCCAGAUCGUCGGUGCGGUUACCUCGCUCGCGGACGUCUUUUCGGCGCGCGGCGCGCCCACGCCCUUUGGCUCGCAGCACGUCGCGUUCCUCUUCUUUGCGUGGGCGCCGACAAUAGCGUUCGGCGUGCUCCCCUGGCGGCGGCUCAUGUCGCUCGUCCACUGA